Molecule: messenger RNA, 2360 nt
Organism: Silurus meridionalis
Lineage: Eukaryota; Metazoa; Chordata; Actinopteri; Siluriformes; Siluridae
Gene: zbtb49
Product: zinc finger and BTB domain containing 49
Exons: 10
Coding region: 225-2279 (684 amino acids)
Biological process (GO): regulation of transcription by RNA polymerase II
Cellular component (GO): nucleus
Molecular function (GO): DNA-binding transcription factor activity, RNA polymerase II-specific; protein binding; RNA polymerase II cis-regulatory region sequence-specific DNA binding
Source: RefSeq, a predicted model, not a curated record
AUUAAAUAGGAAUCAAAUAAUAAUAAUGAUAAUAAAAAACCCCGCUUUUGAUCACUUUCAAAUCAAAACCACGCCGGCAGCGCAACGCAUCGGUGUUUACGUUCCGUGCAGGAACACCAAAUCCACUAACAGUUCCGCUCAAAACCAGCCAUCUGCAGCAGGAAGUGACGUUUCAUAUCGAGAGUGACUGGUCAGCCGAAGAAAAGGUCGUGUGUGUGUGUGUGAUGGAAGGGCUGUACACACACAGUGUGUAUCUGCUGCAGGAGCUGCAGGAGCAGAGGAUCCAGGGGCUGCUGUGUGACUGCAUGCUGGUGGUGAAGGGUGUGUGCUUCAAAGCACACAAGAACGUCCUCGCUGCCUUCAGCCCCUACUUCAGAUCCCUGUUCCAGAAUUCUCCAGCAGUGAAAAACGACGUGUUUCAUCUGUCUAUUCAGGAUGUAGGGGGCAUCGGACAGAUUCUGGAUUACAUGUACACUUCUCACCUGGAGCUUAACCCAGACAACGCGCACACACUGCUGCACGUGGCACAGAGCCUACAGGUGUCUAACAUUCUUAACAUGUGCACCGCGUACUUAAAGCCUGCCACCCCACCUCUUUCUCUGCCCGAUUGUGUCCUGGGUGGCCUUUUACCCGCAGAACCAGACUUGCAAAGCCCCGCCCCCAACGACAUCACCAAUCCCAACGUUCAAUACAGGCGACCCCAACAGACGACCGCGAUGUCAGCGGCCCCACCUACGGGCAACCUGGAGGCUACUAGUAGCCUUCCAGCUCAUGGUUACAAGCUAAGGAACUUCUACAGCAGGCAGUAUUUUAAGGAAGUGUCAGAGGAGCAGAAUAGCGCCCAAGGUGCCAAUCAGAGCCUUGCGAAGUUGCCCACGAAUCCAGACAACCAAUCGGUGCAUUUGGCUGCGACAAGCAACUCGAUACCACCGGACACAGGAAAUCCUGGUGUGUGUCAAACCAGUGUGCCGGUGAUGUCCCAGACGCUGACAUGCUAUACAAGCUCUACAGUGCCCGCCUCUUCAUCAUCAUCAUCGACUUCCUGUCCUAAUGCUCCUGUGCUACCUGUCAGCGUGGCAAAAAGCACCCCUGCGUGCCCGAAAAAGGCUGUCUAUCUCAAGAAGUUCAAUUACCACGUUUUGGAUGAGGUGGUGGAGCCCGAAGCUAUGAUUGACAGCUGCAGUUCAGAAAGAGACCAGCAGGUGGGGCCAGAGCACAGGCAAGAACUUGUCAGCCUAGACACUCCCACUGAGGAGCCGGCGGAGGAGCCUGAACCCAGGAUAGUGACCAACCCUGCUACACCACAGCGGGCUGAGCAGACGUGCCCACAAAAUCAGGUGUCGGAAGAGUCCAAUGUCGCGGAGAUGAGUAACAAGUGCUGCUGCGAAGUGUGCGGCAAAACAUUCAAACACCCCAGUAAUCUAGAACUGCACAAACGCUCACACACUGGUGAGAAGCCAUUCCAGUGUAAUGUGUGUGGCAAGAAGUUUUCCCAGGCGGGAAACCUGCAGACUCAUCUCCGCCGCCAUUCAGGAGAGAAACCCUAUAUUUGUGAGCUCUGUGGGAAAAGUUUUGCUGCAUCAGGAGAUGUUCAGCGGCACAUCGUGAUCCACUCAGGAGCCCGACCUCACCUGUGUGACAUCUGUGGACGAGGCUUUGGCAACCUCAGUAAUCUGAAGGAGCACAAGAAGACUCACAGUUCAGAGAAAGAAUUUAUCUGCGAUCAGUGUGGCAAGUCGUUCAACAUGCAGAGAAAACUAAUCAAACACACAAUGAGGCACACGGGAGAGAAACCGUACUGCUGCCAGACCUGCGGUAAGUGCUUCGCCGGGUCAGGUGACCUCCAGCGGCACGUGCGUUCGCACACAGGCGAGCGCCCGUACGUGUGUGAAACCUGCGGGAAAGGGUUCACGCGCACCGCAGUGUUACGCAGACACCGAAAUUCUCACUGCAAUGCCCAAACACGCGACUCUGCCCCCGCGGACACUGACUCGGACCCUCAACACACACACUCUCAACUGCACACCGUAACCCCCACCCAGUCUCAAGACUCUCCUCAGGCUGUUCCAAACCCUCCGGAAAGUUCCAGACAGGCCUCUCACGACUCCGCGUUAAACUCGCCGCACCCUUCCUCUUCGUCGUCUUGUCUCCCGGAUCUGCGUUCGAACGCUCCGCAUCAUUUUGCAUCCAAACCCCUCUCUUUGAACGCCAAGGCGCCUUUCUAUCCUCCAAGGCCCGCCCUGCACUCGGACUCCUCGUUCAGCUGGGACUCGUCAUGAAAAUGCCAUAUUGAGUCUUCGGUGUUUGGCGUCUGUUCAUUCUGUUGAUUAUUGAAGAGGAAUAAAAAAAUUCAUAAAUGA